This is a messenger RNA of Scleropages formosus (Asian bonytongue), 2800 nucleotides long. RefSeq names its product ras-related protein Rab-39B. Bases 454 to 1095 code for a protein of 213 amino acids. The transcript is spliced from 3 exons. Gene Ontology annotation, biological process: Rab protein signal transduction. NCBI's taxonomy places the organism in Eukaryota, Metazoa, Chordata, Actinopteri, Osteoglossiformes, Osteoglossidae. Gene Ontology annotation, molecular function: GTPase activity; GTP binding. The record is from RefSeq and is a predicted model, not a curated record.
CGGGAUGAGUCAGGCUAUAUGAUGCUACUGGUGCCGCUGCCAUUUCAUCAGCGAAAUUUCCAAACAUUUCUCCAUCUUCAACAAAUGGGAUAAAAAAGGAGCGGGAUUAAAACAAUAAAACCGAGCGCAAAAGUCGGAAGUAGAUUACAGUUGUUUUUAUUUUCCUCCCGACGUCGAAGAGCAGAAUUAAAAAGGACGUGCUGAAAUCAGAUCCAGCCAAUUCCUCGCGGUGCGACUGACUGGUUUCUGCCCGUUGUUAUUAACACGAACAGAUCGCCGUAAAAAGGAUCUGCUGCGUUGUUUUCCUGGGCAAAUGUGCGAUUAAGCGUGUUCUUCAUCGAGGACUGCUGGUUCACGGUGUAUUUUUUCACAGAAAAGACUGUCCCUUCCAUACCAUGGAGUUUGCUGUUCUCGAGCUCUGAAAGACCAACCCGCGCACCGCUUACAGGAGACAUGGAGGCGAUAUGGCUGUACCAGUUCCGGCUGAUCGUGAUCGGCGACUCCACCGUGGGCAAGUCCUGCCUGAUCCGGCGGUUCACGGAGGGACGCUUCGCCCAGGUGUCCGACCCCACGGUUGGCGUGGAUUUCUUCUCGCGUCUGGUUGAGAUAGAGCCAGGAAAGCGCAUUAAACUUCAGAUCUGGGACACCGCGGGCCAGGAACGCUUCAGGUCCAUCACCCGGGCCUACUACCGCAAUUCGGUGGGCGGCCUGCUGCUCUUCGACAUCACCAACCGGCGCUCCUUCCAGAACGUGCACGAGUGGCUGGAGGAGGCGCGCAGCCACGUGCAGCCGCACGGCAUCGUCUUCCUGCUGGUGGGCCACAAGUGCGACCUGGAGGCGCAGCGGCAGGUCACCCGGCAGGAGGCCGAGAAACUGGCGGGCGCCUACGGCAUGCGCUACGUGGAGACGUCGGCCCGCGAUGCCAUCAACGUGGAGAAGGCCUUCACGGACCUGACGCGGGACAUCUUCGAGCUGGUCAAGCGCGGGGACAUCACCAUCCAGGAGGGCUGGGAGGGAGUCAAGAGCGGCUUCGUGCCCAACGUGGUCCACUCCUCCGAGGAGGUCACCAAGAGUGACCGCAGGUGCUUCUGCUGAUCGUGCUGCUCCCGAUCCGACACGCUCGCUCCCGCCUCUGCGCACGCCUGCCUGUUGACGUUUCUGUUGGCUGCUGUCUUUGCGACCCGCCCAAACCACCAUCUAAAACCGUGGACAGCCCCAUCAUCCUCAGUUUUCAGAGUUCCACCCCAGAUCUCUCUUUCCUGGAUACUCGUCCUCCAUCCUCUCGCCUGACCGGGCGUCCCUCUCCUAUUCGCCCCGUCCCAUCUGGUGCGAGGAUGGCACACGUACAGGGGAAUUCUGCGAAGCAGGAGCGAGGGGUGGUUCCGUGUCUCCGGGAUAAGGCCUGCUCUGGGCUGACAGCAUGCCAAUCAAACUUGCCUGUUUUUAAUGACUUUUCCUCCCCCCACUGUCAAACCUUGGCCCGAACCCGGUAUGUAUGGGCGCCCGGAGGGUGUGGUGGCUUUUCGGACUUGGACUGAGACACAUGGUUAGAGACAACCUGCUGUUAACCACAUCGCAUGAACUGGACAGUGGGUGUGUGGGAGCGAGAAACGAGAGGGCAGAGUGAAACUACAUUUCCCAGCAUCCAUAGCCAACAAUCAAGGCCCAUGUUGCAGAAGGACCAUCAUCAGAUCAGCAUACUAUAGGUUAAAGUUACAGAACCUAAGAUCAAACGACAAGCGAAGACCAAUGAAACAAGAGGUGCGUAAAAAUACAGCUGUCAAAAGUAUAUUAUCCAAGAAUGUGUUAAGAAUGACUGAAAAUGCACAAACUGUCGAAGCGCCCGGCAGGAUGUUAAUCUGACAUGUGCGCCGGUCACACACCUCACCUGGAGUUUCAGGUGGGAACAGGUGGCUAAAUGAGAGGAGACUCGAGCGACCGCAGCCCCACAGACCAAAAACGGGACCCCGUUGAACACGGCGAGAGCGGUCGUCAGCGGCGCGAGCCAAAUGUUGUCAAGGUUGAUAGUGGAACUCAUCUGCCCUGGAGAUGCCCCAUGUUCACCCUCAGAGACACCACGCCAGCACCCCACCCCUCCUGCUUGAAAUAUCUCAGUCCCAGCAACGAACUGUCUCCGCAAACCAUUUGGUCAGCUUUGUAGUCUCAUCUCGCAAACCGGUCUCCGUUCCAUAGAUGCAGAGAAGAGAAAACCUGUGAGCUUUAUUUAAAAAAACUAUUUUUUGGCGUGCCUGGAUUUGUGAACUCUUGGCCACACCCUCCUGUUUUAAUGUACCUGUUCAUUUGCCAUGCAAGCAGGACCACUCCAUUACCAGCAUUGCUUGUUCCGGGUUGGGCAACCACCUCUGCUCUUCAAAGCUUCCCCAGCGCCCCACCACCUCCGAGUCCACAGCCAUGCAGAGGUCACAUGACCUGCCCCGGUGUCGCAGCUGGCAUGAACAUAUAGCCACUUGAGGGUUACAGCCAUCAUGCCCGAUGUGGUAAAGGGGUUCAUCAAUCCAUCAGCCAUCGUAAUCCAAAGAAAUAUAGACUUUGUGGUGUUCUGAGUGGACUGUGAUUAAAGUAUGCUGUUUUCAUGAUCUGGUUCAGAUAUAUAUCUAUAGAUAUAUAUAUAUAUCUCAGAUCUUGUAUUUUAAAGGGGGGGAACAUAAAGGCGAUGCUGAGGACUAAAGAGAGACGUUUUACCUGAAUGGUUUAUCUUUCUUCAACUUAAUUUGGCCACCGAGGCUGUCGGUUGCAGACACACAGAAAGAACCAUAGUUCCCAAUCCAAACGAUGAAAA